ACAGCUGUGCGCCCGUGUUUUUCGCCCAUUUCCAGACUGUGUUUACAAUUAUCUAAUCGUAAAUUAAAAUAGAGCCAUGUCCUGGCUAGGAAGUGCGAUUCAGAGGCUAGGCAGAGCCACGCUCCUGGCAGUGGGUGGAAAGCACCCAGCUCCUGUGGCAUCUACGAGCUCCACCGUGCGGCAGUUGUCCCACGCAGAGCGCCGAGCACGCGGUCCCACUGUGCGGCGUUACGGCUACGAGGACAAGAUCUUCAAGAGCGGACUGCUGCCCCAUGUGGACAACGGCCACAAGCUGCCCAUGCCCGUGUACCGGCCGAAGAACGCCUGGUCCAAGAAGCGCGCGCUGUUCGGCCAGAACGACUACAUCGACAUUCUCGGGAGCGAUCGACUGCAUCCGGUCAAGGUCCUCUACUCCCUGCCCUCCUGGCUGCGCGGCGUCUCCGGCAACGAGUACCAGGUGCUGCUGCGCAAACGCCGGCUGCUCGAGAAGUCCAAGUAUCCGGUGGCCCGGCCCACCAAGUGGCGGGAAAUGGAGAAGCGCAUCCUCUACCUGUACAAGUUCCUCAAUCGCAAGACCAAGACGGGCUUUUCGCAUCAGUAGACCCAUUAGGAUCAAAUAAAAUGUUUUGUUUUAAUCUGA
This is a messenger RNA of Drosophila takahashii, 640 nucleotides long. RefSeq names its product mitochondrial ribosomal protein L51 (gene mRpL51). The record is from RefSeq and is a predicted model, not a curated record. Gene Ontology annotation, molecular function: structural constituent of ribosome. Gene Ontology annotation, biological process: translation. Gene Ontology annotation, cellular component: mitochondrial large ribosomal subunit. Lineage: Eukaryota; Metazoa; Arthropoda; Insecta; Diptera; Drosophilidae.